UAGCUGCUAGGUUAAUGCAACUUUAGAAGGGUAUUUGAAGCUUCCGUUGAACACUUAAUUUAGAUUAUAGUUUUAUCAUUUCGCGGAAUACACCGUUACGCCUACCCUUGUGUGGAUUUGCGGUGUUAAUAGCAAUGGAGAAUGGUGAUAGUGAGAGGACGAGUGAAUCAGAGCCAGUUCCUCACACACAGCAGCUGUGCCGCUUCUUCUCUCACGGAAGACACUGCAAUUUUGGGAAGAAAUGUAAAUUUUUACAUGUAAGAGAUGAUGCCAGUGCUCAUGAGAAUAAAGAAAUCAGGACAUCAGGCCAGUCAGAUGUCACACCUCCAAAUUCUGAGGGCCCUGGAAAGAAUCUAGAGCAAAGGCCUCCUCCCACUAAUAACUACAGUUCUGUCCCAGUAGCUGGUAACCGUGUCUGUCGCUACUUUAUCUCUGGCCAUUGCACCAUGGAGGACAGAUGUCGCUUCUGGCAUCCACCACAGUUUCCCUCAGUGGAUGACCUGCCUGUUCCUGGCCAUCAUGCAAGACCUGCUCAGAGGAUGCCACCAGCAUCCCACUCUAACCUCCUCCGGGAGGUCAAGCUGUGUGACCUGACAGAGGAGGUCGCCAAGCAGCUGCGAGACACUGAGAUCACGCAGUUAAAGAAACGUUUUCCCAAAGACCAGCUGAUUAUUCAGGAACGAAGUGAUGGAAAAGUUACUUAUUACAGGGUGACUGUAGAGGCCACUGACCCAGACUGGCCAUUUGACCUAAAAGAAAUUGACAUCAUGGUUUGCUUCCCAGACAAUUACCCACAAGAGAUUUUCACCUUGGACAUACCAUUGGACCAGGAUCUGCCACCAGUAAUGGCAAUACAUGUAGAGCAAGCAUCCCGGGAGUGGCUUCAGGCCAAGCAUGCAACCAAUCAGCUUCUGGGAAAGGUAGAGCUGCUCUUCCGUCCUUUUCUUCGCUGGCUAGAUCGUAGUCUGGAGAGACUUUUCACUGAAGGAGCCAGGCAGUUGAAAAAAGACAUUGAUUUAGAAAAGGCUGGACUGCAGUUUAUACCAUACCAAGAGCUACAGGCAACAGUGUGUGAGAAAUCAGAGAGUUCCUCUGACACUGCUGCUGCUGUAGGUGCAGAUGAGGAUGCUGGUAAUGAAAGAAAACUGGAAAAUUCAGAACUGGAGGGAGGAAUGUUGGUGCAGCAGGGGGAUCCAGGUUGCAGUGAAGGGCAGCAGGAGGUCGCCAGUCAUUUGGUGGAGAACAUUAGGAUCAGUGAUCCUCGCAGAGGCACAGAGGUGAAGAUGCUGGGACUGAGGCUGGGAGAGAACACGGCCACUGUCGCUGCCCAUCAGGUUACAGUUUGUCUUCAGUGCAAUAGGUGUAAGGUAACUGCAGACCUGACACUCACUGGAAGGGCACCCUGCAUAGCUGAGUGUGAGAAGUGCAGUGCAAGCAUCAAUGCUGCAUUCAGGCCCUGCAUGCUCCACCAUUACAGUGAUGUCCUGGGAUAUCUAGACCUCCACAACGCUGGACCUGCUGACCUUGUGCUGCAGGACUGUGAACUCAUUGUGGGCUGCCUGAGCUGCUCCCAGGAGAGCCCUGUGCAGAGCAUUUCCUAUGGACAAACAAAGGAGUUUAAUUGUGAACACUGCCACAGCAAACUCAGUAUCUUGGCUGAAAGUACAAUGUUCCAGUAUAUUCAGCCACGUGCCAAUAAAACAGGUUCAAGUACUGUUAAUUUCAAGACGAUAAGAGACCCUGCUGUGCAAAAGGGAAAGCCACUGCCAGAAAAAGGAACAUGCAGACAUUACAAACAGAGCCAUCGCUGGCUAAGGUUCCCCUGCUGUGGCCGGGCUUACCCCUGCGAUGCAUGCCAUGAUGAGGACCAGGACCACCCCAUGGAGCUCGCCACCAGGAUGAUCUGUGGCUUCUGUGCCAAAGAACAGCCGUACGGCAAUGGAAAGCCAUGCAUGAGCUGUGGGAGCAUGAUGACACGAGGCACACGCACCAGCCACUGGGAGGGAGGACUGGGAUGCAGAAACAAAGUCAAAAUGAGCAGGUACAUCCACCUAAAGACAUUCAGUCCAGGCUAGUGUUAACAUCACCGAAGAAAAUAUAAUGGUAAUAGUAGAAA
Messenger RNA from Monopterus albus (swamp eel), 2116 nucleotides. RefSeq lists its product as uncharacterized. The transcript is spliced from 11 exons. NCBI's taxonomy places the organism in Eukaryota, Metazoa, Chordata, Actinopteri, Synbranchiformes, Synbranchidae. The record is from RefSeq and is a predicted model, not a curated record. The coding region runs from base 135 to 2075 and encodes 646 amino acids. Gene Ontology annotation, molecular function: zinc ion binding.